Molecule: messenger RNA, 2459 nt
Organism: Paecilomyces variotii
Lineage: Eukaryota; Fungi; Ascomycota; Eurotiomycetes; Eurotiales; Thermoascaceae
Product: conidial pigment biosynthesis oxidase
Exons: 7
Coding region: 56-2113 (685 amino acids)
Molecular function (GO): oxidoreductase activity; copper ion binding
Source: RefSeq, a predicted model, not a curated record
UAUUAAUACCAGGCAUAACCGCAACUGAACUAAUCAGGCUAUCCAUUCUUUCACAAUGCCGGCCUAUCUUUUACUGCUGGCCUGCAAUGUAUUGCUCGUCCUGGGCGCCCAUGUCCAACGCGAGCUAGUGCUCACCUGGGAAGAGGGCGCUCCCAACGGCCAAUCUCGGCAGAUGAUCAAGACAAAUGGUCAAUUUCCAUCUCCGACGCUUAUAUUCGACGAGGGCGACGACGUUGAAAUUGUUGUUCGUAAUUACAUGCAUGAGAACACCACAAUCCACUGGCAUGGAAUUUUGAUGCAAGAUACGCCGUGGUCAGAUGGAGUUCCAGGUCUGAGUCAGAAGCCUAUAGAGCCUGGUGAGAGCUACGUCUAUCGCUUUACUGCCUACCCCCCUGGUCAAUACUGGUACCACUCUCAUUCUCGGGCUACUCUGCUGGAUGGCUUAUAUGGUGCAUUGUUCAUUCGCCGAAAGCCAGGCACCGCUGGACCCUGGGCAAUGAUCAGCGAAGAUCCCGAGGACAUUGCUGCCAUGGAGCGCGCAAGCAACAAUCCUCACAUCAUGAUGCUUUCUGACUGGGACUACUACAACUCGACCCAGUAUAAAGAAGCAGAUGCAAACAGCCGACUGCAGAUCUUUUGCGUCGAUAGUAUUCUUCUCAACGGCAAAGGGAGCGUCUAUUGUCCUGGCCAUCAAUGGCUUAUUGACAAGCAGAUCCCGUUCAUGCACAAGAGCUGGCCGAAUGACACUAUCACAGACAAAGGGUGCUUCCCAUUCGUACCAUCGACAGAAGGUCCGUGGCUCGCAGACGGGAACGUGUCCGCCAUCCCGCCCGGUCUCCAGGAAGGCUGUGUUCCCUACUCCGGUCCAACAGAGGCAAUCGAGGUUGACCCGGCAGACCGCUGGGCGAGUGUGAACUGGAUCGGAGGCUCGACAUUCAAGACCCUCCAGCCAACAAUCGAUGAGCACGAAAUGUGGAUCUAUGAAGUCGACGGCCAUUACAUCGAGCCUCGCCGGGCAGACACCUUCCUGAUUUGGGCCGGAGAGCGAUAUUCAGCCAUGAUCAGACUGGAUAAGAAGCCCAUGGACUACUCGAUCCGUGUCCCAGAUGGUGGAUAUUCCCAGAUGAUCGCAGCAUUCGGGAUCCUCCGAUACAAAAAUGGAGACCCCAACGCCCGUCAGAAACCAGACCGAUUUGGUGUCACGACUAUAUCUAAGCCCUAUUUCGAUUACAACGCUUGGCCGAUGCGAGAUGCUGUUUUCCUAGACAAGCUUGACCUGCCUCCUUGGCCGAGAAAAGUUCCAGCUGCCCACGGAGAUGAUAUGCAUGUGUUGUACUUGGGCAAGGCUAACUCCACUUGGGAAUUUACUCUGAGUGGGAAGAAAAAAUAUCCCCCAGACCGCUCAGCCUACGAACCCCUUCUUUACAACGUCAAUUCCGAGCAGGCCCAUGAUGACGAUUUGAUCAUCCGAACCCAGAACGGCACCUGGCAAGACAUCGUACUGCAGGUAGGUCAUUCACCAUUAUGGCCAGUCGACUUCCCGCACGCGGUCCAUAAACACGCGAACAAAUACUGGCGGAUUGGAGGGGGGCAAGGCCUGUGGAACUAUUCCUCGGUAGAAGAAGCAAUGGCCGACCAGCCCGAAAGCUUUAACAUGGUGAAUCCCCCAUACCGAGACACGUUCCUGACAGAGUUCACGGGAGCGAUGUGGGUUGUGCUGCGGUACCAGGUUACGUCGCCAGGCGCGUGGCUGUUACACUGCCAUUUCGAGAUGCAUCUGGAUAAUGGAAUGGCAAUGGCUAUCCUAGACGGUGUAGAUAAGUGGCCCCACGUUCCGCCGGAGUAUACGCAGGGUUUCCAUGGGUUUCGGGAACACGAACUGCCAGGCCCAGCGGGGUUUUGGGGUCUUGUAUCGAAGAUUCUGCGGCCGGAGAGUUUGGUAUGGGCGGGAGGAGCUGCGGUUGUUCUACUGUCGCUUUUCAUUGGGGGUCUGUGGCGUCUGUGGCAACGAAGGAUGCAAGGAACAUAUUAUGUUUUGUCCCAAGAAGAUGAGAGGGAUCGUUUCUCAAUGGACAAGGAAGCAUGGAAGUCCGAGGAGACUAAGCGGAUGUAAGCACUUUCAUAGUUCAUAACAUACGCCUCCACCAAUAACGACAUUGAAUAUAUCAACUAGCAUGAAAGGUUGAGUGGAUUGCCAUGGAGCAGAUUAAGGUAGGAUGCAAGAAGCCACGGUACAAAAUGGUGUCUAGUUUACUUACACAUAGAAUGUGAGAAAAUGACGCCGAAAACGACGACCACGGAGGCUAUUUACCGCGUCAUUUGAAUCGUGUAUUUAGAUCCUCUAGUUCCCUCCUCGUAAUAACUAUUAAUUAAAAUUCAUUUUGACUAUAAGAAAAAUAGCUAUCCGCAGCUUCUAUAGUAUAUAGAGCCUUAUAUAGAGAGCCUUAUAGAAUUAGCAC